Messenger RNA from Cladophialophora psammophila CBS 110553, 1338 nucleotides. RefSeq lists its product as uncharacterized. Gene Ontology annotation, molecular function: transmembrane transporter activity. Gene Ontology annotation, cellular component: fungal-type vacuole membrane. Lineage: Eukaryota; Fungi; Ascomycota; Eurotiomycetes; Chaetothyriales; Herpotrichiellaceae. Bases 1 to 1338 code for a protein of 445 amino acids. The transcript has 3 exons. Gene Ontology annotation, biological process: transmembrane transport. The record is from RefSeq and is a predicted model, not a curated record.
AUGAACAACAAUGUCGAAUUAGCUUUAGAUCCUCAAAGCACGCCUCGAGAAGGGGAACAGGCAGAGAGCGGCGAAAGCAAUGCAGAGCCGAACGGUGACUCGUUGAAUCCCGUUGACGGGGGUCGUGCGGCCUGGAAACUGCUUCUCGCAGCAUACGUCUUUGAGGCGCUGCUUUGGGGCUUCCCGCUGUCCUUUGGGGUUUUCCAAAAUUAUUACUCGCAGUUACCUGAAUUCAUUAACCAGCGGUACAUCUCGGUCAUCGGAACCAUCGCUUCUAGCAUGUCCUACAUGGGCGCUCCAUUAAUCAUUCCAGUACUGAGACGUUUCGCGAAGUAUCGCGGGCAGAUGAUAUGGUUCGGGUGGACUUUAUGUAUCGUGGGAAUACUGAGCGGGUCUUUCGCCCGCAGCGUCGGCAGUCUCGUCUUCACUCAAGGUGUCAUGUAUGGCAUCGGCUUCAUCAUCUUCUAUUACCCCAUCAUCAGCAUGGUCAACGAGUACUGGAUCACACGAAGGGGCAUGGCGUACGGCAUUCUAUGCAGCGCGUCCGGGUUCUCGGGCAUUGUCAUGCCGUUGUCCCUCGAGGCGCUUCUCAACAAGUAUGGGUAUCCGACCACAUUGAGAAUCGUCGCACUGGGCCUGGUCGUGUCGACGGGGCCGUUGAUCCCCUUACUAAAAGGACGGCUCCCUGCGUCAGCGCAAAGCUUCACGCCGAGGACUAAUUGGGCGUUUCUCAAGACACCACUCUUCUGGAUCUACACGGCCUCAAAUCUCAUGCAGGGACUGGGCUACUUUUUUCCUUCGCUUUAUAUCCCUUCGUAUGCCUCGACCAUCGGUCUGAGCUCGAGACAGGGCUCCUUACUUUUGGCAAUCAUGUGCGUCUCACAGGUCCUGGGUCAAUUCAGCUUCGGAUACCUCUCAGAUCGGAGACUCUCAGUCACGGUCCUAUGUUUUGCAUCGACCCUCGUCCCCGCAGCUGCGGUAUUCGCUCUCUGGGGCCUGGCCCGGACCUUCGCAAUGCUGUCCGCGUUCGGACUGAUCUACGGCUUCUUUGGAGCCGGCUACACGGCCUUGUGGGCCCGGAUGGGAAUGGGCGUCACCGCCGACGCGACUUCGGCCUUUGCGGUGUUUGGCCUGUUCAACUUCGGCAAGGGAAUCGGAAAUGUCCUGGCCGGCCCUAUCAGCGCGAACAUGCUGUUCAAACAUAUCAAUGUUGGACGCUAUGGCGUGGGCAAGUAUGAAGCACUCGUCCUUUUUACGGGCUCUUGCAUGCUCGCGAGUGCGGUGAGCAUCGCCGUCGGUUAUCUGAGCCUCCGGAAACUGUGGGUGCUCCGCAAUUGA